CUCAGUCAUAUUGCAUUGCGCGCCAUCCACGAACUCCUCUCGAAGGGUCUUGUCACUGGUUUUGAGCUCAUACCUUCUGACAAACCCAAGGUUUGUGAGGUCUGCAUUCAUGCGAAGUCUACACGGCAGCCUGUCCCAUGUGUGCGUGAGGGUGAGUGUGCUGCUACAUUUGGUGACAAAGUUCACUCUGACCUGUGGGGCCCUUCCCGUGUCACUACCCUGGGUGGUCAACAAUAUUACAUCAGCUUCACAGACAAU
This is a messenger RNA of Postia placenta MAD-698-R-SB12, 258 nucleotides long. RefSeq lists its product as hypothetical. The annotation marks the transcript as partial. The record is from RefSeq and is a predicted model, not a curated record. Lineage: Eukaryota; Fungi; Basidiomycota; Agaricomycetes; Polyporales; Adustoporiaceae. The transcript has a single exon.